CGAAGAUAUAUUUAUUCAGGCUUGUAGCUUGAGAAAGACCGAUUUUCUUUCACCAAGUGAUCCGAGGCAAUAUCAGCAGGGAAAAAAAAUCCCCUCCAAACCUGACUGACAACGUCAAAUUCAGGAGUUACUCCUUCGCCAGACAGAAAUUUUUCUUUUUCUUAUACUCUCAUAUUACUUGGAUGCUAAGGCAGAUAAUCCAUCGCAUGCACUAUGGACCUAAGAAUUGUUUUACUGGUAUUUUUGUUCUUAACCGCGCAAUCAAACUGUCAGGCAACUAGAAAAUGCUCUGAGAUGCUUGGGGCGUGCUUCCCCAAGUGUGACAUCAAGCCCGGUCUUAUCGGUUUGACAUGUCUCAUGCAUUGUUAUGAAAAUCAAAGAGAACUCCGAGAGUGUCGAUUGGGCCUGGAAAGACAAGGACAAGGCUGUAUAAUCGGAUUGCGCGCAUGUGAAGCUCGCUGCCUGAAGGAAGAAACACGGUGCCAGAAUUGUUGCAGACAAUUUUCCAACAGGAGUUAUCCAGUUAGAUUAUUGUCAGCUGCUUGUCAGCGACAUUUUCGACAAUGCAACCUACAACUUGAAAACAUUAUCCCUCCACUCCCUGAAGAACUUACGGCAAUACCACCAGCGUGAAAAUGAUCGAGCUCCUACCAAAUGGCCUCGUGGAAUGUGCUGAUGAGAGUCCACAAAAUUCCGUGUCUUUUCGUCCUUCUAAUUACUUGAAAAAUUGUCGUCCACAAAAAAGUCAUUGUCUCUUAAAGCCGGGCGUCUCAUCAAAACACAGAAUGCCUGAAUGCAAGCUAUUCAUGUCGUUGUUUACCAUAAUAUGUUUUCCCUUACCAAAGGAAUUGAUUUAUAAGCUUGGUUUCUUUAACUAGUUAUCUUUCUACUUGUAUUCAACACUAUUGAUUACUCUGUCAGUGCAUUUGGAUGAGUAGACCGGAUAAGAGUAAUCAAGCAUUAGAUAGUGG
This is a messenger RNA of Aspergillus wentii DTO 134E9, 971 nucleotides long. RefSeq lists its product as uncharacterized. The coding region runs from base 214 to 633 and encodes 139 amino acids. NCBI's taxonomy places the organism in Eukaryota, Fungi, Ascomycota, Eurotiomycetes, Eurotiales, Aspergillaceae. The record is from RefSeq and is a predicted model, not a curated record. The transcript has a single exon.